This is a messenger RNA of Anopheles coustani, 1332 nucleotides long. RefSeq names its product ornithine decarboxylase 1-like. Gene Ontology annotation, cellular component: cytoplasm. The transcript is spliced from 2 exons. Bases 1 to 1332 code for a protein of 443 amino acids. NCBI's taxonomy places the organism in Eukaryota, Metazoa, Arthropoda, Insecta, Diptera, Culicidae. Gene Ontology annotation, molecular function: ornithine decarboxylase activity. The record is from RefSeq and is a predicted model, not a curated record.
AUGAGUUCGCGGAAGUGCUCAGAUGGUUUGACGUUGAUCAGCGAUGACACGGCAAUCGGUGACGUAGUUCGCGAUAUCAUCCUCCAGGGUCCGCAUGAGGAACCGCUCCACGUGCUCGACUUGGAUGAUGUAGUGCAAAAACAUUAUGGCUGGUGUGAACAGAUGCCACGCGUCAGGCCUUUCUAUGCGGUGAAGUGCAACGAUGACCCACGUAUUCUGCAGACUCUGAUAACGCUCGGACUCGGGUUUGACUGUGCAUCGAAGGGUGAGCUGGAGCGUAUGCUCGACUUUGGUGUGAAGCCGGAGCGAAUCAUCUUUGCUCAGCCAGCCAAAUCCAUACCGUCACUCUUGUAUGCGCGCUCGAAACAGGUGUCCGUCAUGACGUUUGAUAGCGCGGUCGAGUUAGAGAAGAUACAUCAGUACUAUCCUGAGGCUCAACUGGUGUUGCGAAUGCGCCAUGACUCGCUGAAGGUAAUCCGCGUAUUGGGCAAGAAGUUCGGUUGUGAUCCUGUUAACGAGGCACCGGCAUUGCUACAUAAGGCGGCCCAACUGCGGUUGAACGUAGUAGGUAUCAGCUUCCACGUUGGAUCAGACUGUGAAGAGCAUGAAGUUUACUACGAUGCUGUAAAGAUGGCCCGGAGCCUGUUCGACUACGCCUUAAGUAUUGGUUACGACUUAACCAUUCUGGACAUUGGGGGUGGAUUCCCGGGGGAUCGUAACAAACCGAUCGAACGUUACGCCAAGGCAGUGAACCGAGCUAUCGAUCAUUUUUUCCCUGACGGGGAGAAUGUUCGGAUAAUUGCGGAACCGGGGCGAUACUACGUGGCCUCCGCGGUCACGUUGGUAUCGUUUGUGGACUCCAAACGUUUCGUGACAGAGCGCCAGGAAGAUGGAAUCGCACGAACCAGGAUUUUCUACUAUCUCAACGACGGUAUAUACGGAUCAUUCUACUUCACGGCACAUGAAGAUCAAGAGGCGCUCCCUAUUGUACAACGCAAGGCUGGUGCCAAAGAGUACAGCUCAUCCGUUUGGGGGCCAACAUGUGAUGCCGCGGAUGUGAUUCUACCCGACAUAAUGUUGCCGGAGCUAGCCAUCGGGGACAGUGUUGUGUUCGAGAAUGUUGGAGCGUAUGGUAUCGUUCGAGGGGCCGCGUUCAAUGGAUUCCUGCUACCAAAGGUUAUCGCAUACUUACGCGAAGGAACCUGGAAUAUGUUGGAAGAUUUGACUGCUUGCGCAAGUACCAAUGGAGUCCAUCGGUCACUCGUGGCGCCUAAAAACCCAACACCCUCAGAGGAAGUAUCAUCUUGGGUUGACAUAAGAAGUAUUUGUUAA